CGGUGGUCGGUUAGAAAAAGUUGGCAAAGACCAACACAGUAUCCGUUUAAGCAAAAAAUAUCGCUUAUUAUUUUAUUGGGAUAAAGAACAAAAACGGGCUUAUGAUAUUUGGAUUGACCCUCAUAAUAAAGAUUUACACCCCAUCCAUCCUGGCGAGAUAUUGCGGGAAGAAUUAUUAAAAACUUAUCAAAUUACUCCCCAACAAUUAGCGAAAAGUAUUAAAGUCGAGGAAAUGCGCGAGGAUUAUUGGUUAGAUUUACAGAAGCAUUAUGAAUUAGAAUGCUGGAAAGAACAACAAGAAUUAAAGAAAAUUUUUGUGUUAACAAAAGAAAAAGACCAAAAAGAAAUAAUUACUUACCACCUUCGCCCAUUAGUUAAGCCAAUUAUCGUUAAUGACCGCCUAAUUAAAUAUGUUGGCAUUAGUUCUCAUUGUGAUAAACAUUUAUCUCAUGGUAUUACACGAGAAUUAGUUAUAGAGUUAGUAGAAUUACUGAAUACUCGUUAUUUUCCUUUUAGUGGCAAGCAAGGAAAGCAAAAAAAUUAUUUUAAAGAUUAUCCCGAAAAAGAUGGUGAGAAUGCUAGUGUUAGUGAAAAAACUAAAUAUCAAUUUAGCCAAGUCAUUACUCGUUAUUUGGUUAAAAAUAAUCUUUCGGAAUCUGAAAUGUCCCAAAAAUUAGGUUUAGAUAAGGACACAACAGCUAAAUUAUUGCGGGGGUAUGUAGAAAAUUUUUCCUUGGAUAGUUUAAUUGCUUAUGUAGAUAAAUUACAUUUACCUUUACAAGUAAAAAUUACCGAAGCAACUAGGAGGACUAAUCCUCCCCUUCCGGACAUUCUUGGUGUUCUACGGCUUUUAAUCAGAAGUUUAAGCCGUAAGUGGUUAGGUAGCGUCCCAACCGCUCGGAAAAAAACUCCUCUUUUUCAACUUCGUUAG
Scutellospora calospora is the source of this 931-nucleotide messenger RNA. NCBI's taxonomy places the organism in Eukaryota, Fungi, Glomeromycota, Glomeromycetes, Diversisporales, Gigasporaceae. The record is from the annotation of a GenBank genome assembly.